This is a messenger RNA of Macrosteles quadrilineatus (aster leafhopper), 1508 nucleotides long. RefSeq names its product dynein regulatory complex protein 8-like. The record is from RefSeq and is a predicted model, not a curated record. NCBI's taxonomy places the organism in Eukaryota, Metazoa, Arthropoda, Insecta, Hemiptera, Cicadellidae. The transcript has 6 exons. The coding region runs from base 119 to 598 and encodes 159 amino acids. Gene Ontology annotation, molecular function: calcium ion binding.
GUUAUAUUAAAAAUACAUUUUUAUGAAAAUUAAUACUUAAGUUGAAAUAAAACAAUGAUAAUUGGUAAUUUUGUGUAAUUUUAUCUAGGCUUGAAGUGACCUGGGAACAACAACUACAAUGAGCUUACCAAAUGUGGAUGUGGCAAUCACAAAUGAUCUAGAACGGAGGAUUGCUGAAGCGUUUGAGGUUUUUGACCACGGAGGAAACAAAACGGUUGAUGUCAGGGAAGUUGGAACUAUAAUUCGAUCUUUAGGAUGCUGCCCCAGCGAAGCAGAAGUUCAGGAGAUCAUUGUAAGGGUAGAGGAUCAAGAAACUUCUGGGAGUGUCACUUUAGCAAACUUUCUGCCUGUCGUCUCACAAAUCAUCUCGGAGUUUAAAUUACAGCCAGCAUCUCCUGAAGAACUUUUGAAAGCGUUCCAGACCUUGGAUAAAGAAGGAAAAGGCUUCUUGGAAAGAGAGGCAACAGCCAGAGCCAUGAUGGAGGAAGGAGAACCAUUCACACAGGAAGAAGUGGACGAGAUGAUGGCUGUAGCUGUGAACCCAGAGUCUGGUAACAUUCCAUACGAGUACUACAUCAAUCAGAUCAUGGUGGACUAAAACAAGUUGUUCUUCAAUCGAUUUAAUUUACUUUUUGAGUGCUGUUGGUUCAAAACUAGACAAGAGAUUUCUUAGUUUGACCUAGGCGGUCCAAAACAACAUCCGUUCGAAUAUAUAUAUAAAAUCCAACGUAUGUUUGUCGUUUGUUUGACCUGUAUGCGUUACCAAACCGGCCAUUCGAUUGUAACGAAUAUUGGGUAAAUUGUUCUAUACACCCCCAGGAAGGUUUGUGUGAAAUACAAUUUUGAAAAACUCAGGGCUCUGCCCCAGCGGCCUUUAAAGUUCCCAUGUUAUCCUUAUGCAGAAAAGAUUUGUUUACAUUUGAACAAUACUUUUAAUUUUUACACUAUUGACUAAGGUAACAGUUGGCUAUAUUUAUUUAGUUUAAAUUAAAAGUUCCUGGGGACCGAAAAUCAUUAGUUUACUCUGAGCGCAGUCUUAGUAUUGCAGAUACAUUAAUCCAUUCCCACACUCCACACUACGUGGACCUGUUUCCCUCCCUUCCCAUCGCAUUUUAGGAUUGCCGAUACAUUAAUCUAAUUGCCACAAACAGUUCCCACACUCCGCACUACUAGCCUUUACUACUUCCUUCACCACUCCCUACAUCGUGGACCUGUGUCCUUCCCUUCUCAUAGCAUUUAAGUAUUUGCAGAUAGGGCCUACGUUAAUCUAAUUGCCACAAACAGUUCCCACACUCCGCACUACUAGCCUUUACUACUUCCUUCACCACUUCCUAAGUUUUGGACCUGUUCCUAUCUCUUCCCAUAGCAUUUUAGUAUCUUCCCACACCCCGCACAGCUAGCCUUUACUACAAUGUAACGAGUUAUCUUCAGUGUAAUCUUUGCUCAAUUGUAACAACUUAUGUUUUUCCUUUUGUACUGUAUUUUGUAAUUUGCUAGCAUAGUGUGGA